UGUCAAAUCAGCCCACGUGUUUCAGUAUUCAGAGUAUCUCUAAGCGGAUCUAGAUCUAGAAAUAUAAAUAUAAGCAUAUAAAUAAAUAUAUAUAAAUAAAACAGGGACAGAUCGUGCAUGCCAAGCUGUAAAUACAGCUUAUAGAGUUAUCUUCGCAUGUGUUUCCUCCAGAAGACGAUGGAUGAAUUGCCUCAGCUGAAGAUUGGGUUUAUUGGAGCAGGAAACAUGGCUUAUGGAAUAGCAAAGGGCAUCCUUACACCUGGCGACGUCGUCGCAUCUAACGUGACCGUAAGCGCCCCAUCCAAAAACAACUUCGCUCGCUUCGAGAAAAUGGGAGUCACUCUCACACACUCGAACGAGGAAGUUGUUCAGACUUCUCGUUUGGUCUUCCUGGCAGUCAAACCCCAUCUUAUCCCUGCCGUCCUAAAGGCCGUCUCGGCGCACGUCACCCCACAACAUGUCGUCGUCUCGGUGGCAGCUGGAGUCACCCUAGCGACACUUGAGGGGCUGUUACCCGGAGGAUCCUGUGUGAUGCGUCUGAUGCCGAAUCUUCCGUGCAUGCUUCAGGAAGGUGCCCUGGUUCUGGCACGUGGAACAGGGUGCACACAGGAAGUGGCUUCUCAGCUGAAAGAUCUCCUGUCUCCUUGUGGACUGGUGGAGGUUGGACCCGAGUCCUGGAUCGAUGCCCAUACAGGCCUAAGUGGCAGCGGUGUGGCUUUUGUAUACGUGUUCGCAGAGGCCCUGGCUGAAGGAGCUGUCAAAAUGGGAAUGCCAAGCGUCCUGGCUCAGCGAAUUGCAGCCCAGACCAUACUAGGUGCAGGUCAUUUGUUGCGAGAUGGUGAGAAGCAUCCAGCACAACUGAAGGCUGAAGUGUGUACGCCAGGUGGGACCACGGUGUACGGACUUCACGCGCUGGAAAAAGGAGGGCUCCGGGCAGCCGUCGUGGAUGCCGUCGAGGCGGCGACGCAAAGAGCAAGAGAACUCGGAGGAGCAAAACGUGUCGAAGAAACGAGAUGAGAAAUGAGACAAAAGGACAAAUUAAAUCGCAAACAAUUUCCUGUAUAGCCGGUUGUUUUGUGUUAAACAGAAGAAAUAAAGCCAAGAAACACGG
This is a messenger RNA of Silurus meridionalis, 1111 nucleotides long. RefSeq names its product pyrroline-5-carboxylate reductase 3 (gene pycr3). The record is from RefSeq and is a predicted model, not a curated record. Gene Ontology annotation, molecular function: pyrroline-5-carboxylate reductase activity. Gene Ontology annotation, biological process: L-proline biosynthetic process. The transcript is spliced from 7 exons. Bases 157 to 1017 code for a protein of 286 amino acids. Lineage: Eukaryota; Metazoa; Chordata; Actinopteri; Siluriformes; Siluridae.